Prunus avium (sweet cherry) is the source of this 3659-nucleotide messenger RNA. The record is from RefSeq and is a predicted model, not a curated record. NCBI's taxonomy places the organism in Eukaryota, Viridiplantae, Streptophyta, Magnoliopsida, Rosales, Rosaceae.
CUUUGGCUCUUCUUCUUUUUUCCCUCCAUUUCUGUCUCUCUCUUGCUUUCAUUGCCCAAUUCAGAUCUCUCUCUCUCUCUCUCUCUCUCUGACUUCCUUGUCUGAUUGCUUUAGAGCUUAUUAGGUUUCCGAUUCUUCUCCGUCGACAAAUUAGGGUUUUGAUUAUUUCAGCUUCUCCAAAGAGUGCUUUUGCAGCAACUGACACUCUCAACUUGAAUUGCCUUCUGAUCCCAUUUUUCAAAUAUUUUGCUAAAAUUAAGUUUCAUCUUAGUCGAUCUUCCCUAGGAUAUAUUUUUCUUAUAAAAAGAUUAGUUUUGAAUAUUUUCCCAUUUUUGGUUAGGCUGUAUUUUGGUUUGGGAUUUCGGGUGCUGAAAUGGCGGGUUCUGAGGGUCCAAACGCUUCUUCCCCGACUCAACAGCCGUCAAAGAAGUACGACACCACGAUAUUUCUUUCCGGGCCCACCCAGUCCGACCUUCAACGAAAUGCCGAACUCGAAAAGUUCUUGAUUGAUUCGAGGCUUUAUGAGAGCACAGACGAAGCUGCAAAGAGAGUAGAGGUUCUUGGCCGCAUUGAUCGGAUUGUGAAAGACUGGGUGAAGCAAUUGACAAGCCAAAGAGGCUACACAGAUCAGAUGGUGGAGGAUGCAAAUGCUGUCAUUUUUACUUUUGGGUCAUAUUGUCUAGGGGUUCAUGGGCCUGGAGCUGACAUAGACACUUUGUGUGUUGGGCCAUCGUAUGUGAAUCGAGAGGAAGAUUUUUUUAUUAUUUUGCAUGAUAUGCUGGCUGAAAUGGAAGAGGUUACUGAACUUCAACCAGUUCCUGAUGCUCAUGUACCCGUCAUGAAAUUCAAGCUCCGGGGAAUAUCAAUAGAUCUUUUGUAUGCAAGCAUAUCUCUUUUGGUUGUUCCAGAGGAUCUGGACAUCUCACAUGAAUCUGUGCUAUUUGAUGUCGAUGAGCAAACUGUUCGAAGUCUGAACGGCUGCAGGGUUGCAGAUCAAAUUCUUAAACUUGUCCCCAAUGUUGAGCAUUUCCGCACGACACUCAGAUGUUUGAAGUUUUGGGCUAAAAGGCGUGGUGUUUAUUCAAAUGUUACUGGAUUCCUGGGUGGUGUAAAUUGGGCUAUAUUAGUUGCUCGGAUAUGUCAGCUUUAUCCCAAUGCAAUUCCUAGCAUGUUGGUUUCUAGAUUUUUCAGAGUAUACACUCAGUGGCGUUGGCCAAAUCCUGUAACUUUAUGUUCAAUUGAAGAGAAUGAACUUGGUUUCCCUACAUGGGAUCCUCGUAAAAACCCUCGUGACCGCUUUCAUCACAUGCCAAUAAUAACUCCUGCGUAUCCUUGCAUGAACUCUAGUUACAAUGUCUCAAUAAGUACUCUACGAGUUAUGACAGAGCAGUUCCACCAUGGUAAUAGGAUAUGUGAGGAGAUUGAGCUGAACAAGACCCAGUGGAGCGCUCUCUUUGAACCUUAUCUUUUUUUUGAGGCAUACAAAAACUAUCUGCAGGUGGACAUAGUUGCAGCUGAUUCUGAUGAUUUGCUGGCGUGGAAGGGGUGGGUAGAAUCCCGGUUUAGACAGCUUACCCUAAAGAUAGAGCGAGACACGAAUGGGAUGCUGCAGUGCCAUCCGUAUCCAAAGGAAUAUGUAGACACAUCCAAGCCAUGCCCACAUUGUGCUUUCUUUAUGGGUUUGCAGAGGAAAGAGGGAGUGAGAGGUCAAGAAGGUCAGCAAUUUGAUAUACGUGGAACAGUUGAUGAGUUCAGGCAAGAAAUAAACAUGUAUAUGUUCUGGAAACCUGGGAUGGACAUAUAUGUUUGUCAUGUUCGCCGGAAGCAGCUUCCUCCCUUUGUUUUCCCUGAUGGGUAUAAACGUCCUCGACCGUUGAGGCAUGCAAGCCAGCAGGAUGAAAGAAACGAUGAAGAUGCUGGGGGAUCUGGUUCUGGGUCUGCUGAACGACAUAUCAAGAGGAAAAUUGAUCCUAAAACAGAGGAUGUGGGGCCAAUCAAACAAGUGAAGCAGACCGCUAUUAGUCCUUCACGUACGGGGUCUGUAUCCCCAUCAAAUAAUGCAGGUAGAUCUGGUGGAACACCUGAUAUCAGCUUCAGUAAUGGCAAUAGAUUAGAGUGUUGGGCAACUGGAGAUGCAGAUAAGAAUUCCGAUGUUAGAUUGCCUGUUAGACAGUUGAAGAGUGAAAAGGAUAGCAUGGGAGACAUGCGGGUGGUUGAAGAUGUUAUGCAUGAAUCAAUCACUAGAAAUGAGUGCACAUCUAUGCUUGUUUCUGAAUUCCCAAGAGUCAGAAAUGAGGUAAAGCCCUAACAGGAUGGUUGUGCGGUAAAGCCAUCUGAACAGUUGGAGAAACCUCUUUCCUGGAAUGAAUUGGUAGUUCCAUGUGCAGUAUCUUUCUCAGAGUCCAAGGAAACAUUAGCCUAAUUGAGGACAGAGCUGGAAAUGUGGCAUUGAUUGACAUGCAGAAUGUGGAGACCAACUGUACUAGGAGACUUCUGAAUUGGACAGCGAAUGCUAUUGGAGUCGACCAAGAACUAGUCAAACCAUGUAGUCAUUGGAGUGGAGCAUGCUGAAUUUGUGUCAGGAUCAACUUCCAGCACUCAGAACCUCAAUUGUGAGUGAGUUUCUUUUGAAAACUGUGGAUUCGAAUUUGUACUGGAUUGAAGUGAGAAAUCUGAAAUUUCUGGAGGAAAUAGUGAGAGAAGGGGAUAUUUGCAGGAUGAUGCACUUCUGGUAGAACCAGAGUCGCUUUCGGAAAAUGGCUCUAUAAAUGCGAAUGGGAGAUUUCAAAAAGCCUUGUCAGAAGAAUUUGAGGUCCUGCACCACUAUACGUGCUUUUUACCAGCAACUGUGCUUAAAACCUUACUAGUUUUGUGUACCCUUCAUUUUUAUCUCAUCCCUCUUCUCCAAUACAUUUUGGGAACCUGACAAGUCUUCUGAUCCUGGAUUUUGUGUUGUAUAGCCAACUUUUGCAAUCUGGAUUGCUGUCAAUUUGGACGAUGGAGCUAGGACAGAAUCUAUGCAUUGGCCAACAGUAAGGCAAGUGUUUGAAACUCAUGAUGAUUUUUAGGCAAAUCAUUAUAUCUUUAUACUGGCCUGUUUGUUUCUGGCUCUUUUGUAACAGGUUGAGUGUGAGGUCAAUUACCUUUUUGAGGUGAGUCAUUCAAGGUGGAGUCUCACUUCUGUAAGGGAAAGAACCAGCACAAUGGUAAGCGCCAUAUUAACUUGCUGGCUUUCAUUAGGGUUUCCAGGUGUGGGUGUGUGUAUGUCUUGCGAAGUGCUGCGGAAGCUUUAGCCAUGCAAACUACUCUGCAUAGCUUGGUGCUUUAGCGUAUGGUCUUGGGCUUCAAUGUGGCUGGUGGCUUAUGGUUUUGGGGCUUCACUGUGGCUGUAAAAAUGUAAGCACCAUAAUUUCAUGGAAGUAUGCUGGUCCUUUGUAGUCUCCAAGGAUCCUGUUAUUUGAGCUGUUGCUAUUUUUCGUUGUGGGUGUGGGAAGUUCCGUAUCUCUGAAUGGAAGUCACUUUAACCAGGCGAAUAGAGUUCAAGAAUUGAGCGGGCGUCUUCGUUCUUGUUUUGGCUCUGUAUAGCACUCAUCAAACUUUUGUAGUUUGUAAAUUCACCAUUGUAAUACAGUUUUUUAAUCAAUACAUUUUUGCAAUCU